AUGGUUUCAUCCAGGCCUGCCUUACAGGGGACACAAACAACAGGUACACGUGAGGCGUCAUUCGUGUAUUCCAUAUCAUCAGCUGGGGUCGUGCAUUCUAUUACACGUGCUUGCAGUAAAGGGGAACUGAAUCAAUGCGGUUGCGAUCCCAACAAAAUCGGAAACAGUGCGGACCGGAAGGGUCCUUUUGAGUGGGGAGGCUGUAGCGACAAUGUGCGGUGGGGCAGUUACUUCUCCAGGAUGUUCAUAGAUGCCAGGGAAAAGAAAAUCAAGGAUUCACGGGCUUUGAUGAAUCUCCAUAACAACCGCGCCGGACGACGGGCGGUGAAGCGGUUUAUGAAGUUAGAGUGUAAAUGUCAUGGUGUUAGCGGCGCUUGCACCGUUCGUACAUGUUGGCUGGCUAUGCAACAAUUUAAACGUGUUGGUGAAUAUUUAAAAAUGAAAUACAACGGGGCCACACAGGUCAUGAUCAACCAAGAAGGGUCUGGGCUAAUAGUGGCUAACCGGAACUACAAACGCCCUACCCGCAAGGACCUAGUGUACCUAGAGGAGUCGCCGGAUUAUUGUUUUACAGACUCCGGAAUGGGAUCAUUUGGAACUGCAGGACGGACAUGUAACAAGACAUCGAUGGGGACAGACGGAUGUGACAUAAUGUGUUGUGGGCGUGGAUACGACACAAAAACCGUCAUGUUAGUUGAGAAAUGCGAGUGUAAAUUUCAUUGGUGUUGCCACGUGAAAUGUAAGGAGUGUCGACGCUGGGUUGAUAUUCAUACUUGUAAAGGACCAAAUCCCGUUAUGUCUCGCCCUGCGCAAAGGCGCUCGUGGCGUAGAUACAAAUAA
Messenger RNA from Ylistrum balloti, 840 nucleotides. RefSeq names its product protein Wnt-2b-like. Gene Ontology annotation, cellular component: extracellular region. Gene Ontology annotation, molecular function: cytokine activity; frizzled binding. Gene Ontology annotation, biological process: multicellular organism development; neuron differentiation; cell fate commitment. The transcript is spliced from 4 exons. The record is from RefSeq and is a predicted model, not a curated record. Lineage: Eukaryota; Metazoa; Mollusca; Bivalvia; Pectinida; Pectinidae. Bases 1 to 840 code for a protein of 279 amino acids.